UCGCAUGGUGCCGGGGCCUCUGGGCUGACGGACGCCCGAAUCCGGGCCCCCCAGAGCCGCCUCUAGCCAAAACCGCGCCCGCCGGACCCAGAAGAAUGGUCACUCAGAUAAUUAGCACCAUGGAGACUCAGGUGUCCGGCGGCCCCCCCCCUACGGCCCUGCCCAAUGGGCCGCUUGUCAGCACCAACGGAGCCACCGAUGACAGCAAGACCAACCUCAUUGUCAACUACCUGCCCCAGAAUAUGACGCAGGAGGAGUUCAAAAGCCUCUUUGGCAGCAUUGGGGAGAUUGAGUCCUGCAAGCUGGUUCGGGACAAGAUCACAGGGCAAAGCUUGGGCUAUGGCUUCGUGAAUUAUGUGGACCCCAAUGAUGCGGACAAAGCCAUCAACACCCUCAAUGGCCUCAAGCUGCAGACCAAGACCAUCAAGGUGUCCUACGCCCGGCCCAGCUCAGCCUCCAUCAGAGAUGCCAACCUGUAUGUGAGUGGCCUCCCCAAGACCAUGAGCCAGAAGGAAAUGGAGCAACUCUUCUCCCAGUACGGGCGCAUCAUCACCUCCCGAAUCCUCGUAGAUCAGGUCACAGGUGUGUCUAGGGGCGUGGGCUUCAUUCGGUUUGACAAGAGGAUUGAGGCAGAAGAGGCCAUCAAGGGCUUGAAUGGGCAGAAGCCGCUAGGUGCCAGUGAGCCCAUCACUGUCAAGUUCGCCAACAACCCCAGCCAGAAGACAGGCCAGGCCCUGCUCACACACCUUUACCAGUCCUCAGCACGGCGGUAUGCAGGACCCCUGCACCACCAGACACAGAGGUUCAGGCUGGACAAUUUGCUAAACAUGGCCUAUGGCGUAAAGAGUCCCCUGUCGCUCAUCGCCAGGUUUUCGCCCAUCACCAUCGACGGCAUGAGCAGCCUGGCGGGUGUGAGCCUGUCGGGGGGCGCAUCGGGCGCUGGCUGGUGCAUCUUCGUCUACAACCUGUCCCCGGAGGCAGACGAGAGUGUCCUGUGGCAGCUGUUCGGGCCUUUUGGGGCUGUGACCAACGUCAAGGUCAUCCGCGACUUCACCACCAAUAAGUGCAAAGGCUUUGGCUUCGUGACCAUGACCAACUACGACGAGGCCGCCAUGGCCAUCGCCAGCCUCAACGGCUACCGCCUGGGUGACCGCAUCCUGCAGGUCUCCUUCAAGACCAGCAAGCAGCACAAGGCGUGA
Messenger RNA from Trichosurus vulpecula (common brushtail), 1199 nucleotides. RefSeq names its product ELAV like RNA binding protein 3 (gene ELAVL3). Bases 96 to 1199 code for a protein of 367 amino acids. The transcript has 7 exons. The record is from RefSeq and is a predicted model, not a curated record. Gene Ontology annotation, molecular function: RNA binding. Lineage: Eukaryota; Metazoa; Chordata; Mammalia; Diprotodontia; Phalangeridae. Gene Ontology annotation, cellular component: ribonucleoprotein complex.